Molecule: messenger RNA, 877 nt
Organism: Nanorana parkeri
Lineage: Eukaryota; Metazoa; Chordata; Amphibia; Anura; Dicroglossidae
Gene: UROS
Product: uroporphyrinogen III synthase
Exons: 9
Coding region: 54-842 (262 amino acids)
Biological process (GO): uroporphyrinogen III biosynthetic process
Molecular function (GO): uroporphyrinogen-III synthase activity
Source: RefSeq, a predicted model, not a curated record
ACGGUGCAGGCUGUAAUAUCUUCCUUCGUUGUUUUCAGGACUCAUCCGGUAUAAUGAAGGUUUUGUUACUGAAAGAGCCCAAAACCGGGGACCAAGGUUCCGACCUCUACGUCGAGGAGUUGUCAUCCCAUGGACUGCAAGCAACACUAAUCCCUGUGUUAUCCUUUAAAUUUGUGUCACUGGAGCAGCUCUUUGACAAGAUUUCCCACCCAGAAAGUUAUGAGGGUCUCCUAUUCACAAGCCCCCGGGCAGUAGAAGCUGUGACAUUAUGUCUGCAGACGUCCACUAACAAAGAAGCUUGGGAGCGUUCUUUGAAAAACAAAUGGAAUUCCAAACCUGUCUAUGUAGUUGGCAAAGCUACGGCUGCCCUGGUGGAAGACCUUGGCCUGUCUUCAGAAGGUGAGACAUCUGGCAAUGCAGAAAAGCUGGCAGACUUCAUCUGCUCAAAGAGCAUGUCCUAUUCAGCACCUAUUUUGUUUCCUUGUGGCGCUCUGAAAAGGGAAGUCCUUCCCAAGAGACUUAAGGAGAUAGAUGUACCACUGGAGACUAUUACUGUUUAUCAAACGGCCCAGCAUCCCGAUAUACGACCGGCGCUGACGCGUUAUUUCACCCAGGAAGGCCUGCCAGCAAGUAUUGUGUUUUUCAGCCCAUCCGGAGUGAAGUUUUGUCUCGGUAUCAUCCAGGAACUCUCCGCUGAGAAGAUUCAUCACAUAAAGUUUUCCGCCAUUGGCCCUACCACCGCCGAUGCCAUGGUGGCAGAAGGCCUCCACGUCAGCUGUACAGCACAGAACCCCUCAGCUCAGGGCCUAGCAGAGGGUAUAAAGAGGAUUGUGCAGCAAUGAUCAAUGCUGAUGCUGUUACCAGGACUGUCUGACAA